This is a messenger RNA of Carassius carassius (crucian carp), 4811 nucleotides long. RefSeq names its product bromodomain-containing protein 3-like. Gene Ontology annotation, cellular component: chromatin; nucleus. NCBI's taxonomy places the organism in Eukaryota, Metazoa, Chordata, Actinopteri, Cypriniformes, Cyprinidae. The transcript has 14 exons. The coding region runs from base 392 to 2575 and encodes 727 amino acids. Gene Ontology annotation, biological process: regulation of DNA-templated transcription; chromatin remodeling. The record is from RefSeq and is a predicted model, not a curated record.
GACGCAGCGCGCACGCGCACAACACUACCCAGCCAGUGUUGACCCCAGCCAUCUAUUAUGCUUCUUCGCAAUAAAAGCUACCCGAAAAUCUGCAAGGAAACCGCUACCGGAGCUGCUUGGAGUGAAAGGGGAAAACACAGCUGAAUGUGGCUAGCAGGAUCUCCUCUGACAGAGUGGAGCUGAUGAGCGGCGCUCUGCAACAAUGUAGCAAAACCUUUUUUUUCACGCGCAGCCCGACCGUGAACGUAGAGCUUGCUCGUGCUGACACUCAGGUCCUGAGAUGGGAUGUGUGUGUCGAGGUGGGACUAAGGAGCAGAAAGAGGAUCAUUGUAACUAAGCUAAGAGACGUACAAGCGUCAUUCAGGCAACUUCUUCCCCUUAACUGAGCAGUAUGUCGGUAGUCACAUCCCCUGCCCAGGUGCCUCCACCUAUUGUGAACCCUUCCCCUCCUGAGGUCACGAACCCUGGUAAGCCUGGCCGGAAAACUAACCAGCUACAAUACAUGCAGAAUGUGGUUGUGAAGACUCUGUGGAAGCAUCAGUUUGCGUGGCCCUUUUACACACCUGUGGAUGCCAUCAAAUUGAAUCUGCCAGACUACCAUAAAAUUAUCAAGAAUCCAAUGGACAUGGGAACCAUAAAGAAGCGACUUGAGAAUAAUUACUAUUGGACUGCUGGCGAAUGCAUGCAGGAUUUUAACACUAUGUUCACAAACUGUUACAUCUAUAACAAGCCCACAGAUGACAUUGUUCUCAUGGCUCAAGCCUUGGAAAAGAUUUUCCUCCAAAAGGUAGCUCAGAUGCCCCAGGAGGAGGUGGAACUUUUACCCCCACCACCAAAGGGUAAAGCACGGAGACCUGGACCACCCCCUACUUCAGAAAACCAACAAUCGAUAGCACUGACUACUGGUUCUCCAUCCUCGUCAUGUCCGAGCUCCCCUCCUCAGCUUGCUCAGACUCCUGUAAUAGCUGCGACUCCAGUCUCGACCAUCACCUCCAAUGUCCAAACUGUGCCCCCUGCCACGUCCAUGAUCCCAACCGCACAGCCCGUUGUCAAAAAGAAAGGGGUGAAGCGAAAAGCAGACACUACUACACCCACAACCGGCGCGAUCACUGCCAGCAGAAGUGAGUCGCCCACUGGGAUGUUGGAAUCAAAACACAGUAAAGUCAUUUCAAGACGAGAGAGCACAGGUCGACCCAUCAAACCUCCCAAAAAGGACCUGGAGGAUGGAGAUGUCCAGCAGCAAGGCAACAAGAAAAGCAAGCUCAACGAUCAUCUCAAAUACUGUGAUACUAUUCUUAAAGAGAUGCUUUCCAAGAAGCAUGCGGCCUAUGCCUGGCCCUUCUACAAGCCUGUAGAUGCAGAGGCGCUCGAGCUGCAUGACUAUCACGAAAUCAUCAAGCAACCAAUGGACCUCAGCACUGUCAAAAAAAAGAUGGACAGUCGAGAAUACCAAGAUGGCCAAAGUUUUGCAGCAGAUAUUCGGUUAAUGUUCUCAAAUUGUUACAAAUACAACCCACCCGAUCACGAGGUCGUUGCCAUGGCAAGAAAACUCCAGGAUGUGUUUGAGAUGAAAUUCGCUAAGAUGCCGGAUGAACCCGCCGAGCCGUCCUCACCCAGCACGGUGACGGCCACAGCAGUGGUGAGCAAAAGCACUGGCAGCAGUGAGAGCAGUGUGGACUCUUCCAGCUCCAGCUCCGACUCGGAGGAGGAACGGGCCACUCGGCUGGCUGAGCUGCAGGAACAGCAAUUCGCUGUGGAGCACCCCAAUGGUAACAGGGCGGGGACAAAAAACGGGUGUGCCAAACAUUUUCAGCUGAAGGCUGUUCAUGAACAGCUAGCCGCUCUGUCACAGGGUCCUGUGAGCAAACCAAAGAAAAAGAAAGAGAAGAAAGAGAAGAAAAAAGACAAAGAGAAGGACAAAGACAAAAACAAGGUCAAGGUAGAAGAUGAGAAAAAGGCCAAGUCCUCACAAACGAAUAAGCAACCUCAGCAGAAGAAGACCACUGCGCGGAAACCCAACAGCACAUCCACCACGAGGCAACCGAAAAAGGGGGGGAAACCUGGCUCUGCAAACUAUGAGUCUGAUGAGGAGGAGUCUUUUCCCAUGUCUUAUGAUGAGAAGCGGCAGCUCAGCCUGGAUAUCAACCGUUUGCCGGGUGAGAAACUGGGCCGUGUUGUCCACAUCAUCCAGUCACGUGAGCCGUCGCUGCGAGACUCCAACCCAGACGAGAUCGAGAUCGACUUCGAAACGCUCAAGCCUUCCACGCUGCGUGAGCUCGAACGAUACGUCAAGUCCUGUUUACAGAAAAAGCAGCGCAAACCUAUACCGGGCACUGGGAAAAAGAGUGCCAAGUCUAAAGAGGAACUGGUUCAGGAAAAGAAGAAAGAGUUAGAAAAGAGGCUACAAGACGUGAGCGGACAACUGAACAACAACAAGAAACCACCCAAAAAAGCAGAGAAGGCGGGGUCAGCGCAGGGGGGCGGGCCAUCUCGGCUGAGUGGCAGCAGCAGUUCUUCAGAUUCGGGCAGCAGCAGCUCCAGCGGCUCCAGCUCCGAGAGCAGUGACUCAGACUGAACUCCAAUCGGCGCGUCACAUUACUUCAACCUCCUCUAUUUUCUAACGAGUAGUGUGUGUUGUCACGAUAGUAUCUCUCUGAAGGCCUAUUUUCUAAAGAGCUAGACGCAUUGCAGAUGGCAGAGGAUAUUUUAAAAUAGUUUAUAGGAUGCUCUUGGCUCAGACAAAGAGGAGAGUUGGAGUAGUUCAAGCAGUUUUAAGGUUCUUGCUGGCCCUCAAAGGGAAACGCCUGGUAUCACCAGAGAGAAAAAAAAAAGAGAGAGGUGAAAUGGUUGUGUGUGUUUUUUUUUUUUAGGUUGCUGCUCAUUAGAUCCAUACUGAAAACAUGCAUUAGUGGAAAAACUGACAAAUGCCUGGCUGCAUUUUACUGAUCGAGUAGCUACAAAAAGUCCAAAUCUGAAGGAAGAAUGAAUUAUGGGCUCUCUCCCUCUGGUGUGGUUCUCUCAUGUUGGCAUGACUUUUCAACUCAUUCCACAUUUAUUUUGCGGACUAUGAUAAUACUCUUCAUUGUUACUAUUUUUAAGAGAAUCUAUUUAUUUUUUUUAAUCCAAAAAGGCACAGAAUGAUUUGUGUUUUCAACAGAAAUGUUUCCAGUUAACCAGUUUCAAUGUAAGAAAUUCGUCUCUGCAUUGUUCACUAGUAGUCUAGACUGCAUCUGGAAACGGUCAGUAUCAUUAUUAAACUGCUUUCAGAGGCUUCGCAAUCAUUUUGGCGAUUUCAACUAAAUUUCACUUCCAGUUCUGUAAGCUCAGUAUUUGAUUGUAGAAUCAUGUCAGAUAUUUAGUUUUUUGUUUGUUCGUUUUUAAUCUAUAACAUAUGUUCAUGCGUUUGUUUGUUUUUAUUCAGAUUGUCGUCUUUAGUUUAUUUUUUACUGUUAAUAUGUAGUUGCCCUGACUCUCUCAUUUUCUACUUUCUAUCUGAUAUGCCUCAUCUUUACUAAGUCCACUCAUAGGACAAUCAAAGUUGUAAUUUAAAUUCAGUAUGUAUGAAAUGAGGGUAUCAAAAAGAAUGGGCAUUAAAAACAACCACAAGACUGCAGAUUGGAGUGAAUCAGCCUUAGUGAAAUUCUUCAAUGGGGAAAACCAAGUGAAGACUAGCUCUCUUGGACAAAAAGCCACUUAAAGGAGAUGUUUGUUAAGAAAAAGAAUUGGACAUUUCUCUCAGAGAAGAUUUCAAGCAGCAGUGCUAGAUUUGAUUUCAGAAGGAUGUGUGUUUGACAAGUUAUUUUUAGUUGAAAGUAUUACAACAAAUGUAUGUUCUCGAUUUUAAUAACUUUAUUUUACUUUAGUUUUUCUCAAAUGGUGUAUUGAAUACUUUCAAUGGUACCUAGACACUUCUUGCCGUGUAUCCAGAAUAAUUUGGAAAUAGACCAUGACUGAUCAUCUUUAUAAAUAUAUAUAUAAAAUGAAUUUAUUAGAGGUUAUUUUUUCUCUUUCUUGUGGCUGCAUGCCACUCAUUCACUGGGUUUGUGGCACUGGCGAGGUUUUAUUUCAUUUAACAGCCUUGAAUUUAACUCUGAACCCCUCAAAAUCAUUGGAUGUGAUCUUGUUGCCUUAAGUUUAGUUGGCACACUAAAAAAAAAGUAAAAUGGGUCCAGUAUAACUGAUCUAGUUGAAGCCCGUGUAUAGAUUUUUUUUUUGUCAUGAAAAUACAUAAAAAGUUUUGAUGUAAAGUGACUUCUUUGGUUUUUUUUACUUGUACAAUGCUUUAAAUUAUGUUUUGAUUUGAUUCAUUAUACCACUGUAUUGCAUUGUUCCUUUUAGACUAUAACAUACCUUGUUUCUUAGAUGAUUUCUGUUACAGCUCCUGUUCCUCAAUUACUCCAGCAGAGUCCAGUAAAUGCAACUGAGCUUCGUGAUGCAGACAGAGAUAUAAAGAUACAUAGGAUAUAUAAUUACAGAUAUAAAUGUAUAUUCACUACUUAUUCGUCAACUCUGUCUUGGGGUCUAAGUAUUUUAGUUCUUUUUUUAUGAGAGAAAGAGAGAGAACAUUUGUGUAUUGCAUGGCAAUUUACAGUAUAUUUCUUAAACUUUUUGAGCAGUUUAUAACAUGUAAAUGUCAUUCUUUCAAGUAAAGUUUUAAAAUCGGUAGCGCUGCAUAUGUAAAGUUCAGCAAGUCAAAGGAAUUUGUCAAGUAUGUUUUGGCAGAGACUUACAUGCUAAUAUCUGAUGUAUAAGCUAAUCUGAGAUUUGGACACUGAGCCCCUCGUUUUUAGUAAAUAAAUCACAAAAACCCA